This is a messenger RNA of Equus caballus (horse), 1239 nucleotides long. RefSeq names its product Rho GDP dissociation inhibitor beta (gene ARHGDIB). Gene Ontology annotation, molecular function: protein binding; Rho GDP-dissociation inhibitor activity. Lineage: Eukaryota; Metazoa; Chordata; Mammalia; Perissodactyla; Equidae. Gene Ontology annotation, cellular component: cytoplasm; membrane; cytosol. The record is from RefSeq and is a predicted model, not a curated record. Gene Ontology annotation, biological process: Rho protein signal transduction.
UUCCUCUUCUAGUAGGUUUAGAACAUUUUUUUUUUUCUCACUAACUUCCUUCCUGUUCUAACUGCCUGACUACUCAGAAGUCAGAGUUGAGAGACAGAGGCACCCAAGACAGAGACGUGAACCACUGAAUAUCAAAAUGACUGAAAAGGCCCCAGAGCCACACCUGGAGGAGGAUGAUGAUGAACUGGACGGCAAACUCAAUUACAAGCCUCCCCCUCAGAAGUCCUUGAAAGAGCUACAGGAGAUGGACAAAGAUGAUGAAAGUCUAACUAAGUACAAGAAAACGCUCCUGGGGGAUGGUCCUGUGGUAGCAGACCCAACAGCCCCCAACGUUACUGUUACUCGCCUCACCCUGGUUUGUGAGAGUGCUCCUGGACCAAUCACCAUGGACCUCACUGGUGAUCUUGAAGCCCUCAAAAAAGAAACUUUUGUGCUAAAGGAAGGUGUUGAAUAUAGAGUCAAAAUUCACUUCAAAGUGAACAGGGAUAUUGUGUCGGGCCUGAAAUAUGUGCAGCACACCUACCGGACUGGGGUAAAAGUGGAUAAGGCAACAUUUAUGGUUGGUAGCUACGGGCCUCGGCCAGAGGAGUAUGAGUUCCUGACUCCAACUGAGGAGGCUCCCAAGGGCAUGCUGGCCCGAGGCACUUACCACAACAAGUCCUUCUUCACCGACGACGACAAGCACGACCACCUCACCUGGGAGUGGAACCUGUCCAUUAAGAAGGAGUGGACAGAAUGAGUCCACCUGCCCAUCCCUUUCCUUACCCAUGCCCCGUGGAAGAAUCCUCUCAGUGGGUUCACCACCCUGUCCCUCCUCCCUGUUCACAGCUGGGUCCCUUCUCCAAUGCUCCUCACAUUCUCUUGUUGAUGCAUCUUAUCCCACAUUGUCUCUCAAAGUGGUCUCUAGCACAAGAUGCUUAAAACCCAGGCUUCAUCCUGCCCGCUGCAUCUGAUCCCCCACCAUGGCCAGAUCUUUGAAGUUCGCCAACUCAAUACACAAUCAUUUAAUAUUUUCUCCUCUUAUUUCCAUUUGAGCAACUAGAGACCAGGAAAUGGGCAAACUAUCACUAACAGUCCUUUUGCCUUGGGUUCCAGUAGCUCAUUCCGAUCCCUAGAUUCUUCUGUGGUUGCUGCUGGCUCAAUGAAGGUCCCUAAUCAUAUUCCCUGCCAGUUGGGGUUCUUCUUUUCUGGGAGACACUGUAAACAGCACAAGAGAGUAAAUAAAACAGUUGUACAAUC